UAUAUCACAUUAAACUUAACCGCACUUUCCUGUCGAUCGGUGUCGACACAGCCGUGAAGUUACACGAUGAAGCAUUUAGUAUUACAAUUUAUAUACUUUCAUUAUAUAGACGAAGCGGCUUGUUUAUAGUUUAAAUGCGUAAUAUAUUGAGAUGACUAACAUAAGCGGACUCCAGCUUUCAGUGGGCUUUCUGUUCGACGUUUUACUACGCAUUUUUCUGGCUGUACUAUUUGUAGAACUAGAAAAAGCAGAACCAUUUACAAGAAAAAUCCAUCAAGAUGAGUUAUGGUUAUAUAGGAAUCCAAAGACGGAAUCAUUUGUUCCAACUACAGUAUUAUGGCCUCUUGUAUUUAUGAUGCCAUUUGCUGUGAUUUGUUUCUUUUUUAUAUGGCACAAAGACAAAGUUGAUCUGCAACAGGCAAUAUUAUCUAUAACCUUAGCUUUAGGUUUUAACGGUCUGAUUACAGAUAUUUUGAAACUUAUAGUGGGUCGCCCAAGGCCAGACUUCUUCUGGCGAUGUUUCCCAGAUGGUCAAAUGAAUGCAGAUUUUAAGUGUACUGGUGAUCCAAUUACCAUAAGAGAUGGCAAGAAGUCAUUUCCAAGCGGACAUUCCUCGUUUGCGUUCGCGAGUUUCGGAUUCAUUGCCCUGUACUUAGCCGGGAAGCUACAUACAUUCAGUCUGGCUGGAAAAGGACAAUCAUGGAGAUUGUGUAUGUUCUUUUUACCAAUCUGCGUCGCCCUCACUAUUGCAUUAAGCAGAACGUGCGAUUAUCAUCAUCAUUGGCAAGAUGUGGUGGCAGGGUCAGUAAUAGGCUAUUGUUUAACGUACAUCUGCUACAGACAUUAUUAUCCUUCAUUGGACUCGUCGUACUGCGACAGGCCAUACGUCGCACUAGCUUCACAAAUUCAAUCAGCUAACAUCAAAUCUAAGAGCGAGCAGAUUAAAUGGAUCUAAUGGAGGCCACACACGCCAUAUGCAGUGUUCUACAAGCAGUAUUUAAUAUUUCGUCAGCGUGUCGAGAUAUUAGAUAAUGUUACAGUUUGAUGUUUAUUUAUUUUUUAUUUUCUUAAUCCAUGAUACAGAUCUGUAUUUUGUAUACAGAUAUCCAAAUAAAUCUGUAUACACCUCUAUGUAUAAGCGAAUAAAUCCCGUAUAUAUCUCCGUGUACGAUCAGAGAACGGA
Molecule: messenger RNA, 1183 nt
Organism: Harpegnathos saltator (Jerdon's jumping ant)
Lineage: Eukaryota; Metazoa; Arthropoda; Insecta; Hymenoptera; Formicidae
Product: phospholipid phosphatase 5
Exons: 6
Coding region: 152-955 (267 amino acids)
Biological process (GO): phospholipid dephosphorylation; phospholipid metabolic process
Cellular component (GO): membrane
Molecular function (GO): phosphatidate phosphatase activity
Source: RefSeq, a predicted model, not a curated record